This is a messenger RNA of Porites lobata, 3700 nucleotides long. Lineage: Eukaryota; Metazoa; Cnidaria; Anthozoa; Scleractinia; Poritidae. The record is from the annotation of a GenBank genome assembly.
AUGGACAACGCCUCGGAGAUUCUACAGACCAUUUAUAUUGGUGCAGUCGUUGCAACUUUCCUUUUAAACACUGGACGUAUUAGAAAAGCAGUAGACAUCUUUAACGAAUGUUUGGUAAUCCUUAACGGUAAAGCCCUAGAGACAAUCAAAGAACUUACCACACCACUUAUCAUCUAUGUAUACCAUAAACUUCUUGAUGGCUAUACUCUUAUGCACGAUCACACCCGUGCGAUAGAAUGUGGUAAAAAGCUUCACGAGAAACUCCACAAUAGUGGUCAAAAAAGAAGAAGAAGGGAUGAUAUUACUAAAACUAUCCGACAUCUACUAUCAAAGAAGCAAAUACGAGGAAGCAAAACAAUGUUGCGAAAAGGCACUCGGCAUCCUGAUUGAGACUGGAAACAGUACCAUAGUUCGAACAUGUUACGCAGAUCUAGGAACUGUGUUUCUUUCUGUUGGUCAAUACACCAAGGCAGAAGAAUACCUUCAAAAAGCACUAGCGAUAAGCAAAGAAAUCGGUGACAAAGAAGGAGAAGCUACAGAUUACGGAAAUCUAGGAGCUGUAUUCCAGUCUGUUGGUCAAUAUACCAAGGCUGAAGAAUAUCACCAAAAAGCACUAGUGAUAAGAAAAGAAAUCGGUGACAAACAAGGAGAAGCUGCAGAUUACGGAAAUCUAGGAGCUGUGUUUAGAUCUGUUGGUCAAUAUACCAAGGCUAAAGAAUACCUUCAAAAAGCACUAGUGAUCAGAAAAGAAAUCGGUGACAAACAAGGAGAAGCUGCAGAUUACGGAAACUUAGGAACUGUGUUUCUUUCUGUUGGUCAAUAUACCAAGGCUGAAGAAUACCUUCAGAAAGCACUAGUGAUCAGCAAAGAAAUCGGUAACAAAAAAGUAGAAGCAUCAGCGUACGGAAAUCUAGGAACUGUGUUUAAAUCUGUUGCUCAAUAUACCAAGGCUGAAGAUUACCUUCAGAAAGCACUAUUGAUGAGCAAAGAAAUCGGUGACAAACAAGGAGAAGCAUCAGCUUACGGAAAUCUAGCAAUUGUGUUACAAUCUGUUAGUCAAUAUACCAAGGCUGAAGAAUACCUUCAAAAAGCGCUAGUGAUCAGAAAAGAAACCGGUGACAAAAAAGGAGAAGCUGCAGAUUACGGAAACCUAGGAACUGUGUUUCUUUUUGUUGGUCAAUAUACUAAGGCUGAAGGAUAUCUUCAGAAAGCACUAGUGAUCAGGAAAGAAAUCGGUGACAAAGAAGGAGAAGCAUCAAAUUACGGAAAUCUAGGAGUUGUGUUCCAAUCUGUAGGUCAAUAUAUUAAGGCUGAAAAAUACCUUCUAAAAGCACUAGUGAUCAGGAAAGAAAUCGGUGACAAAGAAGGAGAAGCUGCAGAUUACAGAAAUCUAGGAACUGUGUUUAAAUCUGUUGGUCAAUAUACCAAGGCUGAAGAAUACCUUCAAAAAGCACUAGUGAUAAGCAAAGAAAUCGGUGACACAAACGGAGUAGCUGCAGAUUACGAAAAACUAGGAGUUGUCUUUAAAUCUGUUGGUCAAUAUACCAAGGCUGAAGAAUACCUUCAAAAAGCAAUAGUGAUCAGGAAACAAAUCGGUAACAAAGAAGGAGAAGCAUCAGCUUACAUAAAUCUAGGAACUGUGUUUAAAUCUGUUGGCCAAUAUACCAAGGCUGAAGAAUACCUUCGAAAAGCACUAGUGAUCAAAAAAGAAAUCGGUGACAAACAAGGAGAAGCAUCAGCUUACGGAAUUCUAGGAACUGUGUUCCAAUCUGUUGGUCAAUAUACCAAAGCUGAAGAAUACUUUCAAAAAGCACUAGUGAUCAGGAAAGAAAUCGGUGACAAAGAAGGAGAAGCAUCAGAUUACGGAAAUCUUGGAACUGUGUUUCUUUCUGUUGGUCAAUAUACCAAGGCUGAAGAAUACCUUCAAAAAGCACUAGUGAUCAGGAAACAAAUCGGUGACAAAAAUGGAGAAGCAACAACUUACGCAAAUCUAGGAACUGUGUUCCAGUCUGUUAGUCAAUAUACUAAGGCAGAAGCAUACCUUCAAAAAGCACUGACGAUCAAAGAAGAAAUCGGUGACAAAGCUGGUGUCGGAGCUUCAUACUUAAAUCUGGGAAACCUUUGUCGAAAAUUUCAACUUAAUGCGAAGAGUCAAGAAUUUGCUAAUAAAGCACUUGAGAUAAGUUACGAAAUAGGGGACAUUGAAAUGCAGUUCAACAGCCACCUUUCCAUUGCUCUUAGCGUGUUAAUGGCAGGAGGAAGCAUAACUGAACUUAUGCGAAAUCUGUAUGAAAGCAUUCAGAAGUGCGAAGAAAUGCAUGAUUUUUUAAGAGUGAAAGAUCAAUUCAAAAUUUCUUUUUUUGAUAAGCAUGUGUCCCCUUACCUUUUUCUUUGUAGGUUGUUGAUUUUUACAGGCAGUUAUUAUGAAGCUCUUUACGUUGCCGAGCUUGGACGGUCCAGAGCACUGACAGACGUACUGUCAGAUAAGUACUCUGUGGAAAAAGAGGUAUCAGUCAACCCACAGUCAUGGAUUGGUAUUGAGAACAUCAUGAACAAAAAUGCACUUAGUUCUUGUCUUUAUGUUUCCUGCUUCGGUGAUAAUAUGUACUUUUGGAUCCUCAAGCCAAACAGAAUUAUAGUUUUUCGACAAACGGGACUUAAAGAUAGUGCACAUAAAGUGUUUAGAAAUCACACAUUUGGUGGCUCUCUUGAUUUACAUAAAGACCAAUGCGAAGAUCGAUCAUUGUUUUCAUGUGUAAGUCCCCCGCCAUCAUGCAAACCAUCGCAGAGUGACAGCUUCGAAUCUUUGCGUCUUAUAGAGGAAGAGGAAGACGAAAAUCACGACUCUAAACCUUUAACCCUUGCUGAUGGUUACAACGUGAUAAUCGCUCCUGUAGCUGAAUUACUCCAAGAAUCAGAAAUCAUUAUUAUACCGGAUAACUUGUUGUAUCCAAUUCCUUUUGCUGCUUUAAUGGAUGAUAAUGGAAAGCGUUUAUCGGAUACUUUCAGGAUUCGUAUUGUCCCUUCCUUGACGAUUCUUAAGUUGAUUCAGCUCAGUCCAGAAGAUUAUCAUAGUAAAACCGGUGCACUGAUCGUAGGAGAGCCAGAGAUUAGUGAUGUAUACUACCAAGGAAAACUUCUACAGUUAAACCCAUUGCCUUGGGCGAGAAAGGAAGCAGAGAUGAUUGGGAGACUGCUCGGUGUUCAACCGUUCCUUGGAAGGGAUGCAACUAAGCAGGCAGUACUGAAAAGCAUGCAUUCAGUAAGUCUCAUUCACUUCGCUGCUCAUGGUUAUGCCGAACGAGGAGAAAUAGCUCUCUCCCCUGUGAGCUCCUGCGGAACUCCACACGAAGAAGACUACUUAUUAACGAUGGCUGAAAUUUCACAGGUUCGACUAACAGCCAAGCUGGUUGUCCUUAGCUGCUGUCAUAGUGCAAGUGGUCAGAUAAGGGCUGAGGGAAUUGUUGGAAUCGCUCGUGCAUUUCUAGCAUCGGGUGCACGCGCCGUGUUGGUGGCACUGUGGGCUGUAGAGGACGAAGCUACUAUGUGGUUUAUGAAUCGUUUUUACGAGCACCUUGUUCAUGGUGAAAGUGCCAGUGAAUCUCUUCACAAGGCCAUGAAGUCGAUGAGAGAGAAUUGCUUUUCUGACGUCAAGCAGUGGGCACCCUUUAUGCUGAUUGGAGAUGAUGUGACAUUCAAA